Messenger RNA from Sphenostylis stenocarpa, 882 nucleotides. NCBI's taxonomy places the organism in Eukaryota, Viridiplantae, Streptophyta, Magnoliopsida, Fabales, Fabaceae. The record is from the annotation of a GenBank genome assembly.
AUGGCUCUCUUUCUCUUUGCUAUUUUAAUCUUGAUGGCCCCUUCAAGCAAUGCCUAUUGGCCACCUUCACCUGGCUACUGGCCAAGUUCCAAAUUCAGGUCUACUAGUUUUUACAAAGGGUUUAGAAACCUCUGGGGCCCUCAGCACCAAAGUCUAGAUCAAAAGGCACUAACAAUCUGGCUUGAUAGAACCUCAGGAAGUGGCUUCAAGUCAGUAAGGCCAUUUCGAUCUGGGUACUUUGGUGCUUCCAUUAAGGUCCAACCUGGCUAUACUGCAGGAGUGAUAACAGCUUUCUAUCUCUCAAACAGUGAAGCACAUCCUGGUUUCCAUGAUGAAGUGGACAUCGAGUUUCUUGGGACAACAUUUGGAAAGCCUUACACUUUGCAGACCAAUGUUUAUAUAAGAGGGAGUGGAGAUGGGAGAAUUGUAGGCAGAGAGAUGAAGUUCCAUCUCUGGUUUGAUCCUACCCAAGAUUUUCAUCACUAUGCUAUACUGUGGAGUCCCAAGGAAAUAAUAUUCCUAGUGGAUGAUGUGCCAAUAAGGAGGUACCCGAGGAAGAGUGGUGCAACAUUUCCUCUGAGGCCAAUGUGGCUAUAUGGUUCAAUAUGGGAUGCAUCAUCAUGGGCAACUGAAGAUGGAAAGUACAAAGCAGAUUACAAAUACCAACCUUUUGUGGCAAAGUAUACGAACUUCAAAGCUAGUGGUUGCUCAGCCUAUGCACCACGCUGGUGCCAUCCUGUUUCAGCCUCACCAUAUAGCUCUGGUGGGUUGACUAGACAACAAUACAGGACCAUGAGAUGGGUGCAGAGAUACCUCAUGGUUUAUAACUAUUGUCAAGACCCCAAGAGAGAUCACAGUCUUACACCAGAGUGUUGGGGUUGA